This is a messenger RNA of Condylostylus longicornis, 1148 nucleotides long. RefSeq names its product pupal cuticle protein Edg-78E (gene Cpr100A). Gene Ontology annotation, cellular component: chitin-based extracellular matrix. The record is from RefSeq and is a predicted model, not a curated record. The transcript has 4 exons. Bases 199 to 852 code for a protein of 217 amino acids. Lineage: Eukaryota; Metazoa; Arthropoda; Insecta; Diptera; Dolichopodidae. Gene Ontology annotation, molecular function: structural constituent of chitin-based larval cuticle.
CCAAUUUCUUCGUCAGGAAGAAAUAUUUCCGUGAAAUUUUGCGAUAUAAGAAAUAUUUAUAAUUUGUAAAGGCUAAAAAAAUUUAUUAAUUAAGUUGAAAUAAGAAAAAAAAAAUUUUUUUUUUCUUAUAAUUUUUGUGUGUGUUUUAUUUUUUCAUUUUUUUUAGCAGUUUAACAAAUUAUUCCUAAUUAUAUAAUCAUGUUUCAAUACGUCAUUUUAUCAGUUUUAAUCGCAACAGUCACGUGUCAAUAUAAUCCAAAUUCAAGGACAGCUGCUAUUAUUAGUGAACAAAGAUAUUUAUCAGGUGAUGGUAAAUUUGGUGCUGCAUAUACACAAGAAGAUGGCAUUAAUUUUAAAGAAGAAACUGAUGCCGAUGGCACACGUCAUGGUUCAUACAGUUAUGUAGAUCCCAGUGGUCAAAGAAGAACAGUAUCAUAUACAGCUGGAAGAUUCGGAUUCCAAGCAUCCGGUGAUCAUUUACCAGUACCACCACCAGCACCACCACAGCCCGUUCCAACACCUGGAUAUCAACCAAAUCCAAGAUAUCAACCUCCAUCUGGACCAGCACAAGGUUUUAGCGGUGAUUAUGAUAGUGAAGGUCAAUAUGAUCCACGUUAUAAUGAUCCAAAUUUUGAAGGAAAUAAAUUACCACAAUCUCAUGCUGCUCCACCACCACCACCACCACCAGUAAACAUUCAUUAUCAAUCUACACCAGCACCAAACUAUAAUUAUCAACAUAAUACACCACAAUAUAAUCAUUAUCAACCACCAGCACCACAACAACAACAAUAUCAACAACAUUAUGAAACAACACCAAAUCCACACAGAUUCUUACCACCCGUUACAUUUUGAGAAAUUUAAGUCAAUCUAAAACCAUAUCAAAGCAUAAUCGAUUUUAAAGUACUGAGUUCGUGAAUUUAUACAAACAUACAAUUUAAUAAUAUAACAAUGACAAAAUCAAGCGUGGUGCCAAACAAAUCUGGAUAAAGAGGACAUGAACAUAAAAUCAUUUUAAUUGAAGUUUUGUGAUAAUAUUUUUAUAAAUAAGUAGCUGUCGAUAAGAAAAAAAAAAUCAAAAAUGAAUUACUUUAAAAAAAAUAUUAAUAAAGUUUUACGAAAUAAAUUUAUUAUGACUAAAAACAAUAUAA